AUGGCUGCGAGGCACGAGCAGUGGAUGGGCAAGUAUGGCCGCGUGUACACUGACGCCGCCGAGAAAGCACGGCGGCUGGAGGUGUUCAAGGCCAACGUCGCGUUCAUCAAGUCCGCCAACGCCGGGAACAGCAAGUUCUGGCUGGAGGCCAACCAGUUCGCUGAUAUCACUGAGGACGAGUUCAGGGCUACCCACAAAGGAUACAAGCCAGUUGCUGCUGACAAGGGCCGGAGCGCUGGGUUCAGGUACAAUGACCUCCCAGCCAAAAACGAUGGUAGCAUCCCGGCGAACCCCACCACAUGCUUCGGGUCACCGGUUCAGCUUUGUACCUAUGCGCACACAGACACCGUGAUAGAGUGCUUAGAUCCAGCUGGCGGCAGAUUCCGAGGUAGGGCGAGUGAAGCGUGA
Messenger RNA from Aegilops tauschii subsp. strangulata, 408 nucleotides. The record is from RefSeq and is a predicted model, not a curated record. NCBI's taxonomy places the organism in Eukaryota, Viridiplantae, Streptophyta, Magnoliopsida, Poales, Poaceae.